Molecule: messenger RNA, 3105 nt
Organism: Phanerochaete carnosa HHB-10118-sp
Lineage: Eukaryota; Fungi; Basidiomycota; Agaricomycetes; Polyporales; Phanerochaetaceae
Exons: 11
Molecular function (GO): ATP-dependent chromatin remodeler activity; ATP binding
Source: RefSeq, a predicted model, not a curated record
AUGGGCGCAACGUGGGCUUUGUUCUUGAUUUUCGCCUUGCCGUGGGACAAGAAUGUUUGGCAGCAGAAGAGUGGGGUUGCGGUGCCAAUCUGGGAGGACAACCAUGACCCCGCUCUCGACAUGGUCGUGAGCACGGCGCAGAAGGCCGCUAUCAAGGACUUCGUCGAGCGGGUGCGGGGUGCCAAGGGCAAAGACGAAGCGGAGGCUAUCUGGGGUUGCCGCUCGAAGGGCAAGGGCAAGAACAACAAGGAGGGGGACGAGCACGCUCGUAAAACAAUCCAAAUAUGGCAGAAGAAGGUGACGUCGCAGAGUACGUGGUCGGUUGGGGCGAUUGUUCAGGAGGUACUUGAUGACGCCCGGGUUGGCUAUUGGGAGCAUCUCAAGCAGUCUGACGACCCGCGGGACAUUGACAGCGUCGACGUCGACAUCAAAAUGAUCGCUGGGCAGGUCCAAGCUACGUUGUUCGAAAAGCUCCUCGACGAAGAGUACGCCGGAAAGACGAUCUUCAACAUCAAAGAGAGGGAGUGGGUGAUCGCGCUGCUCACUGUCAUUCUCUCCAGACAGAAGACGCACGCCAAGCGAGCCCUCAAGACAAUCAUCUCGCUCGAGGAAACUGUCGCUGCGUCUGAGAACCAGCUCAAAAAUCGUUCACUCAAGCAGAGCGAGAUUUCGAAGACUCUCCGCGUUUUCACACGGAGCAGCAAUCGCCUGAUUAAGGCCCGUCUCCAAACCCGCCGCGAAGAGGACAUUGAGAAGAACGAGAAGCUGUCAGAUGUUCUCAGAGCGGUGCAGAGUUCCAUGGAGGGCAAACACAGCAGCGCCCUCUCAAGUGACACGCACCGUCUUAUUGUGCAGAUGAUGAGCCAGGAGGCGGUCGACGACAUCGAGAACGAGAUCAAUGACGCGCUGGACCACUACAAGAAGGACGGCGAGGACUUGCCGUUCGCUGAAGGGGACCGGGCAAUCCUUGCGGACUGGAACCUCGACGCCGAGCUCAAACACCUCACGCACAAGAACCCUACGGAGCUCUGGCAGUACUUGGGAAUCAUGGAUGAAAAGCUCGUGCCGCUGUCAGACUGGCGCGAUCCUUAUCUUCUGUAUACGACAUGGACAAACCACCUGGAAUGCCCCGAGGAGCGUAAGCUCCCCUGCAACCUCAAAUGGCACCAACUUGUCGGACUCUGCAGGCUUGUGGAGGCCGUGUUCGACAACAAGAGUCUCCUCGUCAUGGAUGAAGUCGGUGUCGGGAAGACGCUGCAAGUCAUUGCUCUCAUCGCGUAUCGUAUCAUGUCGCUUCAGUCGAUCGAGAAGAACGGCGAGCACCUCGGCGUCUUCAAGAACAAGACGAAGGGCACGCUCAAGGACGGGCCAGUGCUGAUUGUUGUUCCACCCUCGCUCUUCAACCAAUGGCUGGACGAGCUUCAACGUUGGCUCAAGUACGGCGCGGUCGACAUUGUGAUUUACACCGGUCAAUACAAUCGGAAAAAGUGUCAAGAGUGGUGGGAUGCGUGGAAACAGAUGUCCACGAAGCGCUUCACUCGGGUCAUUCUUGCCACUCGGGCGGCUCUUUGGUCCAAUGCCGCCGCCGCGGUGAAGUCGAAAGAGGACGUCGUCAGACCUGGCGACCUGCCGACGCUCUACCACACCGGAGUUGGCCUCUUCAUAGCUGACGAGAUCCACGACGUCCGCAAUAGCAGCCAGCGGCUGAACGCAUUCAUUGCGAUGUUGCGAGUUGUGGGUUCAGCGGUUCUUUUAACCGCGACUCUGAUGGUUACUCGGCCGCAAGACCUCCUCAACAUCGGCAAAAUCAUGCUCAUCAAGCAUUGCUCCUUCGCCGCCAUUUGGCAGGACUUCAGGCGCAAGAUCAACGCUGCCAAGCGGCAAGAUAAGAGGCAGCGCGACGAGAUCAGGGGAGAGGUGACUGUGGACCGCGCUCGAGCUCUUCUUGGCCGCGGCUCAGGCCCCAGCGAGCUCGACAAGGCCAACAAGGAGUGCAUCCAAGACCUUCAAAAAAUCUUCACUGGCUACGCGAUACGGCAAACGAUCGACAACCUCGACUACCAAGGAAACAAGAUAUGGGGCGCGGAACCGCCUUUCGACAGAUACCUCUUCCUCAAGCUCAACGACGCCGAUAAUACGGCGAUUCAGGAGCUCGCGGAGGAUUCCGCCGGAGCCACCGGCUUAGAACAGAACCGUUUCUACUUGGGGGUCAGAAAGAUUCUCGCACAUCCAGACUAUUACCAUGUGGACAAGGACAUUGAUAGGGUCAUAACCAGGAAGGGUAAGCGGUCGGUGGCCAAGGAGCAGCACACAACGUGGCAAGGACCUCAGUCCCUCGAGGAGUACCGCGCUUCCCCAUCCACGAAGCUCGACGCCACGGUCACGAUUAUCAAGCACCAUAUCAUAACCCCUGGUGCUGCUCCUCUGGUCAACAGCUUUACCAACGGCAACACGAUCCGGGAGGGCGAUGAAUUGUGGGAUAUUUACAACAACACGCUCAUCCCGGAUCGCAAGGCAUUUAUCUCCCGCACGUCUGAAGCGCUCCCUGAAGGACCGGAUGAAGACCCGCAAAGGCAGCCUUCGCCAGAGUUGCCUCCAGACAGCGAGCAGGCCUCUCUGUGGGACACGUCGACUCCAGACAAGCUGGUGGUGUACGUGUUCUUUGCAGCGCAGCAGACGUUGCUCAGGAAGGUGCUCGAAUGGGAAGGUAUAACGCCCUACGUUUUGUCGGGUGGGAUGUCUUCUUCCAAGCGUGCUGAUGUUUUACGGGCGUUUCGUGAGCACGCGAAGCCCACCGUUCUUAUCGUGACGUCGGUCGGCAUUGUCGGACUCAGCCUCGAUUGCGCCAACAUCGUGGUGUUUUUCUCUAUCAUGUGGUCUGGCCAGGACGAUCGCCAGUUCAUAGGGCGUGUCUGGCGCAGUCCUCAGAUCAAGCCCAUUAUCAUCUACCGUCCCCUCUCGAUGGACCUCAACGAGAAGAACAUGAGCAACAUCGCGUUCAGCAAGGAAGAAAUGCACACCCAGUUCUUUAUGCCCAAAUGUGUUGCGGACGCGAUCCAGCGCGGCAUCGAGAAAGCCAUCGAGGAAGAGAACGAGGAGGACGAG